CGACAGUCUCCGCUGAGCUCCCCCUCCCACGGAGUGACUCAGGCCUUUGUCCUACCCGGUCGAGUUGGGACCGCCUCCCUCCGCAAGAUGCCGGAGUGCUGGGACGGGAAGAUCCAGGUGUGGCGGCUGCCCAGAGUGUCCAGCAUUCUCUGUCCCCUCCAGGAACACGACAUUGAAACGCCGUAUGGCCUUCUGCACGUGGUGAUUCGUGGCUCCCCCAAGGGGAACCGCCCAGCCAUUCUCACCUACCAUGACGUGGGUCUCAACCACAAGCUGUGCUUCAACACCUUCUUCAACUUUGAGGACAUGCAGGAGAUCACCAAGCACUUUGUGGUGUGCCACGUGGAUGCCCCCGGGCAGCAAGUGGGGGCAUCGCAGUUUCCUCAGGGGUAUCAGUUCCCCUCCAUGGAGCAGUUGGCUGCCAUGCUUCCCAGUGUGGUGCAGCAUUUUGGGUUCAAGUAUGUGAUCGGCAUCGGAGUGGGAGCCGGAGCCUACGUGCUAGCCAAGUUUGCCCUCAUCUUCCCAGACCUGGUCGAGGGGCUGGUGCUGAUGAACAUUGACCCCAACGGCAAAGGUUGGAUCGACUGGGCGGCCACUAAGCUCUCUGGCCUGACCAGUACUUUACCUGACACGGUGCUAUCCCAUCUCUUCAGCCAGGAGGAGCUGAUGAACAACACGGAGUUGGUACAGAGCUACCGGCAGCAGAUCGGGAACGUGGUGAACCAGGCCAACCUGCAGCUCUUCUGGAACAUGUACAACAGCCGCAGGGACCUGGACAUUAACCGGCCUGGGACAGUGCCCAAUGCCAAGACACUCCGCUGCCCUGUGAUGCUGGUAGUUGGGGAUAACGCUCCUGCAGAGGAUGGCGUGGUUGAGUGCAACUCUAAACUGGAUCCCACAACCACAACCUUCCUAAAGAUGGCUGACUCCGGGGGGCUCCCCCAGGUCACACAGCCCGGGAAGCUGACUGAAGCCUUCAAGUACUUCUUGCAAGGCAUGGGCUACAUGCCUUCGGCCAGUAUGACCCGCCUGGCCCGCUCACGCACCGCCUCCCUCACCAGUGCCAGCUCAGUGGAUGGCAGUCGUCCGCAGCCCUGCACCCACUCAGAGAGCGCCGAGGGGCUGGGCCAGGUCAACCACACCAUGGAAGUGUCCUGUUGAAGCCUUGGUUUCUGAUGAAGAUGCCCACCCGCCCGCCCGCAUUGACCCACCAUCCCACCGCCAUCUUUGCGCCUGCUCAU
Chrysochloris asiatica (Cape golden mole) is the source of this 1241-nucleotide messenger RNA. It is a transcript of the gene NDRG4, whose product is annotated as NDRG family member 4. Gene Ontology annotation, cellular component: cytoplasm. The record is from RefSeq and is a predicted model, not a curated record. The transcript is spliced from 14 exons. The coding region runs from base 88 to 1161 and encodes 357 amino acids. Gene Ontology annotation, biological process: signal transduction; brain development; positive regulation of ERK1 and ERK2 cascade. Lineage: Eukaryota; Metazoa; Chordata; Mammalia; Afrosoricida; Chrysochloridae.